AUGUCACGGCGAUUUGCAUCGCGAAACUUUGAUGUUCCAGUACGACGAGCAAUGCAGGGACACCCGUUCGACGCACUGGCCUUAGACUUUUUUACGCUACAUUACGGGUCACCAGCAUUGGAUCUAGCAUCGUUCCUGUAUAUGUCUACCACUCAGUGGGUGCUUGAAGUGCACUGGGAUGACUUGCUGAACACUUACUGCUCCGCACUAUCCGCGUCCGUCCCACCCGGCGUCCACGUCUCUGGCCGCACAGAAAUUGACGCCGAGAUGGUCGCGACUACUGUCAAAGCGUUCGCCAAAACGAUGAUUGGCCUGCCGUUUUUGUUGCGCACAAAAAACGAUGAACUGGAUUCGUUAGUGACGAGCGACGACCCGGUGGACUACUUUCUUGCGUUGGGUGGCGACAUGGCAACCGAACGCUUGGCUGACAUAGUGAAGCAUUUAGUCAACAUAGACUACACUGAUGUAGGGCGUGAUUUUCACUCUGAUCCAGCUGAGAAUUUAAUCUCAAAAUAG
Molecule: messenger RNA, 516 nt
Organism: Macrosiphum euphorbiae (potato aphid)
Lineage: Eukaryota; Metazoa; Arthropoda; Insecta; Hemiptera; Aphididae
Source: the annotation of a GenBank genome assembly